Molecule: messenger RNA, 4735 nt
Organism: Choloepus didactylus (southern two-toed sloth)
Lineage: Eukaryota; Metazoa; Chordata; Mammalia; Pilosa; Megalonychidae
Gene: LYPD1
Product: LY6/PLAUR domain containing 1
Exons: 3
Coding region: 246-671 (141 amino acids)
Biological process (GO): acetylcholine receptor signaling pathway
Molecular function (GO): acetylcholine receptor inhibitor activity
Source: RefSeq, a predicted model, not a curated record
ACUCCGGAGGCGCUGCGCUCGGCCCGGGAGCAGAGCGAGUGGAGCGGCGACCCGCGGCCGGGAGCGGGCGAUGCGGGCGCCGCCGGCGGCACCUGCGGCUCCUCUCGGCAGCGGCCGUUGUCUCCACCGCAGCAGCGCGGGCCCCAGCAGCCGAGGCAGCCACAGCCACUGUGGCCCGGGCAGCCUCCGCCGUGGUCUCAGCCUCUGAUGCGCCUGCCCGCUCCCGGCCCAGCGGCUCCAGGAGGAUGUGGGUCCUCGGCAUCGCGGCAACUUUUUGCGGAUUGUUAUUGCUUCCAGGCUUUGCGCUGCAAAUCCAGUGUUACCAGUGUGAAGAAUUCCAGCUGAACAACGACUGUUCCUCCCCCGAAUUCAUUGUGAAUUGCACGGUGAACGUUCAAGACAUGUGUCAGAAAGAAGUGAUGGAGCAAAGUGCUGGAAUCAUGUACCGCAAGUCUUGUGCCUCGUCAGCAGCCUGCCUCAUUGCCUCGGCCGGGUACCAGUCCUUCUGCUCCCCUGGGAAACUCAAUUCAGUGUGCAUCAGCUGCUGCAACACCCCUCUCUGCAACGGCCCCCGGCCCAAAAAAAGGGGCAGCUCCGCCUCCACUCUUCAGCCCCAGCUCCUGCCCACUGUUCUCCUGCUCAAGCUGACCCUCUUCUUGGCACCCUGCUGAAGCAGAAGGGGAUUCCAGCCCCUGCAGUUGUUCUUUUAACCCUUGCUCACCCCCUCUCCCCGAUUUUCUCUUGGGUGCCCCUUUAUUCUGGGCAGGGAAGGGAGGUUGUUCUCAUUCUUUUUGUUCCUUUGCAGUUAAUGAAAAAGCUCUGUGUAAGACAAUUUUGUAAGCUCUGAAAAAAUUCAGUCUGACUGAAUUUGCAGUGAGUACUUCAAGGAAGGAAAGGGGGAGUGGAAGUCCACCCCCCCCCCACCUCAACAUCUUUGUACCGGAGUCAAGGCCAAGCUGGUGGACUCGGCCCUUAGAAGACACGAAGGUGGGUAACUGCCUUUCCCCAGCCUUCUAGCCUCCACUCCAGGUUUCCUUUAGGGCCAUUCACGCUUCAUGCUCCUGCACCCCGUCCUCUGCGGUAGAAAUGGCUUGGGCAGCUGCCGCCAUUGGUUUCAUCUCGGAGUCGGGCUCUAGCAAAUGGAGACUGGUGAGCUGCUGGGGCUUAGAGUCAGGGUUGGCCUCGCUCUGGAAAGUGCUCAAGAAGACCUUGUUGGGUCUCCGGGCCGAGGAACCGCGCCGGAAGGAGGAGAAGAUCAAGGGGCGGGCGGAGCGCGCGCCGCGGGCCGUGCAGUCGAGCUGGGCGCGCCGGUGCCGCUCGAGGUUGGCGUGCGGCAGCGCCAGGCGGCAGCGCAGCGCCUGCGCGAACACCCGGCGGAACUGCUGCGAGGAGACGUUGUACAGCAGCGGGUUGAAGACCGAGCUGAGGUAGAAGGAGGUGUCCGAGAACGGGAGGAGCCUCAUGUAGACCCGGAAGUAGGCCCGGGUCCAGUCGUGCUUGGGCUGCGCGGCAGCCAUGAGCCUCCGAAUCUGGUUUGGCAGCCAGCACACUGCUAAGGUCACCACGAUGAGCCCUGGGCGGAAGGAGAGAGGGAAGAGAGCGUGAGAACCCCCAAAAAACCCACGCAACGUUUAGCCCUGCAGUUCUGUACUUAAGGGCCAGGAAAUUGGUAUCAUUUUUCAAUGUCGUGCUUGACAGCUGCUUUUGCCACUAGCAAAAAGAAAGGAAUUGAAUGCUGUUGCCGGGCCGGGGGAGUUGGCUGUGUUAAAGACCAUUAAAUGCUUUAGACAGCUUAUUUAUACCUGUUUUUUGUCUGUUAAUUUAGAAAAUGUUUUCACUGAUAUGUGUGUAUCCAGAAAGCAUUUUAUGGACUCGAUGAAUUCAGUCUUGUCUUUUUGCUUUAAAAAAAAAAAAAAAAAAGUAUGUGUACAGCAUAGCCAUGGUAGACUAAACAAUAUUUGUAUUUUUUUUAGCUGUCUGCAUAAAGAGCUGAGAUCUUUUCAGGUUAAAUGGAAGUAUUAUCCCUUUGGUAAGGAGAAAACCUAUUUAUUUAUACUGAUUCUGCAUUCAGUUUCAGGGGAAGCAAAAUCAGAAGUAGCCUGCCACCGGGAAUGCUUUUUGAACACAUGUGCUGGGAGUACACACCUGUAAUUAGGAUGCUUGUAUCAGCAAGGGCAUCUGUUUCUUUUCAAACACUAUUAGAUACAUUGUCUCUUCCACCCUCAUGGGGGGGGGAGACAAUUAUCCCAAAACAAUAGAAAAUCUUAAAAUCCCUUCAACUCCAUCUUAGAUUCCAGCCACUCAUGCCUUAUUUGCCUCUGCAGCACUGAGCGGCAGCGUGAAAAGCCCAGAAAAAGAGCACAUCUGAGAGAAGAGGGACCGAGACGCAGAUUAAAGAUUGACUGCAUGUACCUUUCUUUGCAUGUGCCACAUUUACAUUCUGUCUUAUACAACAUUGCUGGUUCUACUGACCUCUGACAGAGAAAAGGAUGACGUUCCAUGGAAGACCACACGUGUCAUGAGUGUACAGUGACAAAAAAAAAAAAGCUAACAAGAAAGGGAACAUCCAGGAUCUGCCAAGCAUCUGUUCUCUUCUCUUGGGGAGCUGUGACCAACAUGUAAGUUCCCCUUUGGGAAGCUGAUAUCUUACAUCAGUGCUUUAGAUUUUUGGAAAGGAUUCCUCCCUCUUCCAAAUUUGAGUAACAAGGAAACUACCCGAUUUUCUAGGAAACCACAGAAAGCAGUUGCUGGCAAUGAGCCUUUCCUGCCUCCGAUCCACUCAUGGUAAAUACUUUGUUACUAAAAGCAAAAGGAACAAACAGCCUGUUGAUGCAUCUAGGGUUACCAUCCUCACAUGUGUUUGCCUCCCAUCCCUUGUCUGAUGGUGGAGGUGCCCUGGGUGAGCACAGCUCCCUCAACAAAUCCCAGCUGUCUGCAGGGAGGGCCUGGGAGACUCUGCUCCCCUGAUAAUAACCAAGCAUUUUUCCUGUGAAACCUCAACCAGGCUUGAAGAACAAACCAAUUUGCAUAUGUCUUUCCUUUGAGUUUGCAUCCCUGAGAACACUUAGUAAUCCUAAAAUUAAAACAGGCAAGGUAACAUUGAGCUGAUGAAAAGGCCAAACAAAAAAACAAAAAACACUUCCAGUCAAGACCAUAUUUGGAAUAAUCUGGGUUGUACCUGCUGUAUGGGAAUUUUAAAAGUCAACAUCUUUCUGUGGUUUUUUUUUUGGAUUUUUUUUUUUCAUUGCUUUGAGAAGUGCUGGUGCUUCCAGCCACCUGGGCAACUCCGGUUCAAUUUUAGGUUACUUCUCCAUGGUUCCACCUUCUGCAGCUCUGACUGAAAGGUUUACUGUGUUAAUUGUGAAGGAGCCAGGAAGCUUGCCAUACCUGGGGAAGUAUCAUGUCUUCACAAAGUUUUAGCUUUUUUUUCCUCUCCCCUGAGGUUCAGAAAACAGGCACAAUUGUCUUUAUCUGAGGACUUACAUGUGUGUUCAGCUGCACCGUGGAAAGCUGUACUGCAGGUAGAAGGGAUCGAGGAAGGCAACGACACAUGGCUUAUUUAUACUUGCCUCGGGUUGAACAUAGCCCAGCUUUUACAGCCCAGAAGAGAAAGGAAAGUGGGGUUGUGAGGCAACAAGGUAAGAGGAUUAUAAAAUUGUUUUGGCUCCUUGUUCUCCUGAGCUCUUUUUUUAUACAGCCCUCCUCCUCCUGUGAAUUUCAACCCCUUUGCCUAGCUUCAGUUGUCUGAAACUGAUCUUCCCAUUAACGAAAACAGAGUCUGGGGAAAAGCAAGACCCCACACAUCAAGGUAGAAGGCCAGCGACAGGUGCAGAGAGGGUUAUGAACAGGUAUGUUGCUCUACGAUUGAGUGCACCAAAGGAGACAGCUCAGUCCGAAUACGUAGCAGAAAACGAAGACCAAGACAAGAUGCUUCAAUGAUGAGGGGGGAAAAGGGUAAGCUCACCUUCUAAGAGUAGCAUGGGCAGACAUGAGAGCAAAGACAAACUUAGAGAACAAGGGAGACAGAAAUGGACAGUGAUUCAAAAAUUAGGUCUUGAGAUAAAUCAUGAAUAAUGCAGACUAUUCAUUGAGUUUUCUCUAUGUCAGCUUCUGUGCUCAGCCCUCUGUUUAUUUCCCAAGCAUUUCCCAUUCCUGACAAGAACCUGGUGAAGUUGGAACUGUUGUUAUCCUCAUUUUAUAGACAAGGAAAUUGGGGCUCAGGGACGGUUGGGUUCCUAAGCAUGAAUAUGUGUGUGUAUGUGCACCAAAGACACAAUAUUGUCUAUUGCUCAUUGUUUUAUCACAAGCAAGAAAAGUGGACAUUAAUCAUAAUUCCACCACUUCAAGAGGCUAUAAAGCUGUAGUCCUGUCCUUUAAAAAUAUAAAGUAAGGCAUAUAUGUAAUUUUUAAAUGUUGAGUAGCCACAUUAAAAAAGUAAAAAGAUUGGUUUUACCUAUCUUAAUUGUUUAAUCCAAAAUUAUCAUUUCACAUGGAACUUCAGCCUAUUAAUAGGAAAAUUAAUGAGAUGAUUUACAUGUUUUCUCAUUCUAAGUCUUUGAAACCAACUGUGUCUUAACUCUUCCAAUACCACUCAAUUUGACUCAACCACAAGUGGGCUAGUAGCUACAGAACUACACUGCACACAAAGUAACAAGAGGCCCCUUUUUCAUUCCCUUCCCAGCCACAUACCCAGAGAGUCAUGUGAAAGCAAGAAAAGCCUCAAGGAAACUACCAG